CAUCAGGUGCGGGUCGGCGGCGCGGUCGCCUCGACGCUGCCGCCGUACCAGCUUGUCGGCGAGGCGUCGCUGCUCGAGAACCUGCAGAGCCCGCGCGGAGAGACGCGAGAUCUAGCCGAGAUCGGGCCGAGAUCGGGCCGAGAUCGGGCCGAGAUCGCGAGUCCGCAGAGCCCUGACCAGUCUGCGCCGGCGGUACUCGGGGGACACGUCUCCCAGCCGUAUGGUGAAGCUCUCUGCAGCCGCUUCACCUCGCUCCGGAAGACACUGCACGGCCAUUCCACCACGGCCAUCUCCCGGCAUGCCUCCCGACUACACUGCACGAUUCCGGAGCGGGACUGUCUCCACAACGCAGGCACCCGCCCGCGCGCGCGACCGUGGUGGCCGCGCCGGGCUCGUGCUACGUGCGCUGGCCGCAGCGCGCCUUCUACGAGCUGCAGCAGGAGGAGGACAGCGACUUUGGGUACGCGAUUCAGCUGAUGAUUGCGCGCACGCUCAGCGAGAAGCUGUCGGCGGCGCGACUCUCGCAGCGCGAGUCGGAGCAGAAGCUCAACACGCGGCUGGCGGCGACCUUUCGCGGCGCCUCCCCGAGGGCCUUGGCGGCGAGCCGGCUGGCGGGCGGGGAGGCGGCGGCGGAGGGGGAGGGGGGGGAGGGGGGGGAGGGGGGGCGGCCGCGGCUGCGGGGGGCGGCGGCGGAGGCGACGGCGCUGCUCCGGCAGAACGAGGAGAAGGCGGCGCAGGCGCUGCCCCUUCCCUCCACCGAACCAAUACCCAGCGCCCCACGCUCCACCAACCCGGCACCCAGCACCCAUAUAUUGCACCAUAUGGAGCGGGACGUCGCCGUCGCGCUCCGCCCUCGGCCUCCGAGGGAGCUCAGCUUCCUGGCCACUUGUGCACAGGUGCGGAUGCUGCAGCGGUCGCUCGACGAGACGAGACGAGAGCUGGCCGACCUCAAGGUGCUGGUCACCUUGCUCGCCACCCUCGUCCUCGUGACGCUGCUCGCGCGGCUCACCGUCGGCUCGCUUCCGUCGGACUGGUGGUGGCAGAGCUUCAGCGAGAUCGCUGCGAUGUCCACCAUUGGAGGGAUGUCCACGAGUUGGUAACCGCGCGUUUUGUGUUUAUUCGAGAGGUAGAUCUAAUCG
Molecule: messenger RNA, 1139 nt
Organism: Emiliania huxleyi CCMP1516
Lineage: Eukaryota; Haptophyta; Isochrysidales; Noelaerhabdaceae
Exons: 4
Source: RefSeq, a predicted model, not a curated record